Filobasidium floriforme is the source of this 4955-nucleotide messenger RNA. Its product is annotated as putative xanthine dehydrogenase. The record is from RefSeq and is a predicted model, not a curated record. Gene Ontology annotation, molecular function: iron ion binding; molybdopterin cofactor binding; oxidoreductase activity. The transcript has 8 exons. Lineage: Eukaryota; Fungi; Basidiomycota; Tremellomycetes; Filobasidiales; Filobasidiaceae. Bases 280 to 4821 code for a protein of 1513 amino acids.
CAGCUGAUACAACAAUCCAUCCAUCAUCUUCAUAACUUGUCGUGACUUGUUCGAAAGGGGACAUCCCAUAAAGGAACGUCGACCGAGAAGCAACCACGAGCAGGUGAACAACGACGAGGGCGGCGACUGUAAUCUCGAUCGACAAAUUACACCAUAUAUACCAUCGCCAUACCCCAUACCAUCACCGUUCGCCACAACUACACCUCUUCGCUGGUGAUCAUAGCAUCUCAACGACAUACCUGCAGCAAAUCGCUCGUAUCACUUUCACGAAACCCAGCCAUGCCUUCCAUGCCAGACACAUCUACGGUGACGACCCACGGUCUCCCCCUCCCGGCCUCGUUCCGCUCAUCGACACUCGUGUUCGCCCUCAACUCGACCAAGAUCGUACUAGACAAUCCUGACCCGGACUUGACCCUGUUGGAGUUUAUCAGGGCGCAAGGGUUCACGGGGACCAAGUUGGGUUGCAACGAGGGCGGUUGUGGAGCAUGUACGGUCGUCAUGGGAGAACUCGAACCCCUCACCCUCUCUCCCACCGCCGCUUCCUCUUCUUCCUCCCCAGCCUUACGGCCCCGGUACAAAUCAGUCAACGCCUGUCUCCUCCCCCUGAUAGCAGCACACGGCUCACAUAUCCUCACCAUCGAAGGCUUGGGUACUUCUUCCAAACCUCACGCCCUACAGGAGCGGUUCGGCAAGGCCGGGUGGUUCCAGUGCAGUGCUUGUGCGAGUGGGAUCAUCAUGGCCUUUUAUGCGCAACUGAGGGGCGCGCUCGAGGAGCCUUUGGAUCUCGGGUUCGAAAAGGCUAGCGACGAUGGGAUGAAGAAGCAGAGGGGUUUGACCGAGAAGGAAGUGGAAGAAGGGUUCGAUGGAAACCUGUGUCGGUGUACCGGGUAUCGGUGCCUGUUGGACGUCGCCAAGACGUUUGCGGUUGAUUACAAGCCUCUACCGAACAUCCUCAUCGAGUCGUCAAAUGAGGGUGUGGAUGGUCGUGGUACGAACGGUACGAACGGGCACGCCAAUGUUCACCUUGAUGGUGAUGACAACGACAUCGACCCAGAUGUACUCGCCAAGAAACCAGAGGACGACAUAGUCCCGAUCAAAGAGGCCACUGCGAUCGGCGGUGGAAAAGGCACAGCGACGGGCGUCUUGGAAAAAGACCGUCAAACCGGCGCGCCAGUGCUCUGUGGGAAAGGAUCGGACUGUUGCAAGAACAAACCGGGGUCCGGAUGCAACGGGGACGACGAUGGCGAUGAGAAGAGCAAGCCAAAGACCAUCCCAGGGAUCCCAGUGUUCUCUUUCAAGCCCUAUUCGCCCGAUGCCGAGCCGAUCUUCCCGCCUUGGUUGAAAAAGUAUCAAGGAUUCCGAGGCAAGGAUCUGGUAUUGGUGCAGAAACGACGAGAGCCUGUCGAGAUCGCCGAGGAGCUCGACAACGAGGACGACAGCGGCGAGGGGCGGACGACGGUUUCGCCCUCUCCGCUGGGCAACGUCUGGCUCCGCCCAGGAUCGCUCGCCUCGCUCAUCGACGUCAUGCGACGUUACCCUGGUGCCAAGAUCCGGAGUGGGAACACCGAGACCGGAAUCGAGGUCAGGUUCAAGGCGAGCCGAUUCGCUGUCUCUGUCUACGUGUCGGACCACAUCCGAGACUUGGCCACCAUUCGCACGGGCCAGGAGGGGCUGCACAUCGGCAGCGCAUUGUCACUCAGCGACUUGGUCAAGGUCUGCAAGGGGUUGAAGGUGACCAAUGAUUUCAAGGAACAGAGGGGCAAGGUCAUGGUCCUCGAUUCGAUCCUGGAUAACCUGCAACAUUUCGCCAGCAACCAGAUUAGAAACGUCGCCUGUCUCGCCGGCAACAUCACGACGGCUUCACCCAUCUCGGAUCUGAACCCCAUCUGGGUGGCUACGGGCGCCACUCUCAAGUUUGUGGAUGCUGAGGAUGCCGACAGCGAUGUACCCGAGGAAAAGAGUGUCAACAUGCGAGACUUUUUCUUGGGCUAUCGAAAGACCGCUCUGCCACGAGGUGCUGUUGUGACCAACCUGUUCGUUCCAUUGCCCGACGAAUCUGCAGAUGGGAGCAAGAGGGUGUUCACCCGAGCCUACAAGCAGAGCAAGCGCAAGGACGACGAUAUCGCCAUCGUUACCUGUUGUCUCCGCAUCGAGAUCGAGGACAAGACGAUCACCGACGUCAGGCUCGUUUAUGGUGGGAUGGCGCCGACGACCGUCGAGAGCAAGGAAACGCAGGCUUGGUUGACGGGCAAGCAGGUCGGCAAUGAUGCCGCCUUCUAUGGCGCGCUCGAGAGGCUGUCCGGGGUAGAUUUCCCCUUGCAAUACGGCGUACCAGGGGGGAUGGCUGUUUACCGGAAGAGUCUCGCCAUGGGAUUCUUUGCCAAGUUUUGGGCGGAGGUGACGACCGAGCUCGGGGUGAAAAUGGAUUCCGGACGGAUCGACUUGUCGGAUCUGCUCGACAGCGAAAUCCAUCGUGGUCUCUGUACCGGCAAGCAAGACUUGGAAGACGUCGUCCUCGCCAAAAAGGCCGGACAGUCCAUUCCUCACCUGGCACACCUCAAGCACGUCACGGGGGAAGCGCAGUAUUGCGAUGACAUUCCGCGUCAACACAACGAACUCAUCGGCGCCUUGGUCUUUUCGCAAAAACCUCACGCCAAGAUCCUCUCGAUCGAUUCCGAGGUUGCGCUCGAGAUGGACGGCGUACACGAUUUCGUCACGGUCAAGGAUCUCCCUGGAUCCAACAUCUGGAACCCGCCCGCCAUGGACGAAGUCCUCUUUGCCGAAGAAGAGGUGUUCACCUGCGGUCAGGUCAUUGGAGUCGUCCUCGCCGAGACCAAGAACCAGGCUCAAGCCGCAGCGCGAGCCAUCAAAGUCGAGUACGAAGAGCUGCCUUACAUCCUCACGAUUGAUGAGGCGAUUGCGGCGGAUAGCUUUUUCAAGCCACGACCCAAGUUGGAACGUGGGGAUAUCAGCAAGAUCGACGAGGCGGACCACGUACUCGAGGGUUGGUGGCGAAUGGGUGGACAGGAGCAAUUUUACAUCGAAACCAACGCGACCCUCGCCAUCCCGCAUCCCGAGGACGAGAUGGAGGUGUUUAGCAGCACUCAGAAUCCUUCCGAGACUCAAGUGUUUGUGGCAUCAGCGCUUGGUAUCCCUCAGAACCGUGUGACGACCCGUGUACGACGGCUCGGCGGCGGUUUCGGUGGCAAAGAGAGCCGAUCGAUCUGCCUCGCCGCUCAGAUGGCAGUCGCGGCCAACAAGACCCGUCGUCCAGUUCGAUGCAUGCUCGAUCGAGAUGAAGACAUGAUCUCGACCGGUCAACGUCACCCAUUCGCUGCCAAAUAUCGUGUCGGAUUCAACAAGGACGGCACGCUCGUCGGUCUCGAUGCCCAGAUAUAUAACAAUGGAGGCUGGAGUCAGGAUCUGAGUCAGGCCGUACUCGAACGUGCCAUGACGCAUUCCGACAAUUGUUAUAUGAUUCCGAACAUCCGGAUCCAAGGCAAGAUUUGCAAAACGAACACCAUGUCUAACAGCGCUUUCCGAGGAUUCGGUGGUCCGCAGGGAAUGAUGAUGAACGAAUGCAUCAUGACUCGAGUUGCUGAAAAGCUUGACAUGCCCGUCGAGACGCUCCGUGAGAAGAACAUGUACAAGGAGGGCGACAGGACACACUUUGGACAAGAGAUUCUCGAUUGGAACGUUCCAACGCUGUUCAAGCAGGUGCGAGAGUCGAGCGACUUCGACAAGCGCAAGGCUGCGGUCCAGGCUUUCAACGCCAAGCAUAAAUACAGGAAGCGCGGUAUAAGUAUACUGCCAACGAAGUUUGGGAUCAGUUUCACAGCCAUCUUCCUGAAUCAAGCACACGCGCUCGUCAACAUCUUCCAACACGAUGGAUCUGUCAGCUUGUGGCAUGGUGGUGUCGAGAUGGGCCAAGGACUCCACACGAAGAUGGCGCAAGUCUGCGCUACUGAGCUCGGCUGCCCCAUCGAAAAGAUUCACAUCAUGGAAACCAACACAAUGACCGUUGUUAAUACAUCUGCCACUGCGGCCAGUGCGGGAUCGGAUCUCAACGGCAUGGCCAUCAAGGACGCCUGUGAGCAGCUCAACGCGAGGCUUGCGCCAUAUCGAGAGAGGAUGCCCAACGCGACAUGGGCAGAAAUGGCGCACGCAGCGUUCUUUGAUCGAGUCAACCUGCAGGCGCACGGCCACUACCAGACGCCCGAGAUUGGCUAUUCAUGGAUCACUGGCGAGGGAAAGCCGUUCUUCUAUUUCACUCAAGGGGCGGCCGUCUCAGAGGUAGAGGUAGAUGUCCUAACAGGGGACCAUAUGAUCGUCCGUAGUGACGUUCACAUGGAUAUCGGGCGGAGCAUCAACCCAAGCAUUGAUGUUGGGCAGAUUGAAGGCGCGUUCACACAAGGCUAUGGAUUGACCACCAUGGAAGAGAGUCUCUGGCUCAACAAUGGUCAACUCGCCACGCGUGGACCAGGUGCCUACAAGAUCCCUGCCGCGCUCGAUACGCCACGCGAGUUCAAUAUUUCCUUCCUGAAAGCAAAAGACGCCAAGACUGCUCAUCUGCGGACCAUCCAGAGCUCGAAAGGGGUAGGAGAGCCGCCUCUAUUCCUGGGCAGUUCGGUUUUCUUCGCCAUCAAGCAUGCGCUCACAUCGGCCCGAGCAGACAAUGGAAUCAAGGGGGACUGGACAUUGGAUUCUCCUGCCACCUGCGAGCGGAUCCGAACUUCCACCGGGGACUCUCUGUUGGCCAUGGCUGCGAAAGGAUCUGAAAAGAAGGAUGGGGACAAGUCGUUCUUUGUGUCGAUUUCCUAGAGGAAUCGCGCCGCUUUGUCGAAUCGCCUGACCCGUUGUAUCACCGCGAAAACAAAGGCAAGAGCCUCAAGUUGUAUUGCAUGACCUGCAUCAUUUACAUAUCACGGUGCGCCGGCUUUCAAUCGCUAUAUAUU